AGUGCGUGUCCACUCCUUGGUGUUUAACAUCAUGUGACUAUUGUAACGAUGACUCUCUUGUCACAGAGUGCAGAGUUCUACAUAUUCAGAUUGAAACCAUGAUCUAUUUAUAAAUAUGAACAUUGACUGCUGUUGGCACCGGACACUUGCGUACAUGGACGAAUUGGUUGCUCCCAAGCAGUGUGCUCUUAUGGCAGUGGCCAGUGUGUGGAUGGUGCCUAUAUCAUAUAUAAGUCACGUCCGCUGCUACUUACAGUUGGCCAAGCUGCUAGCAAGUCAUGGGAUUGCGGUUACACUCUUCUGCACCAAAGAUGACUCCGAUCGUCUACAUGCAGCUGAGCCCAAAAUGUGUGAAUCAUGGAAGCUUGACGGUCUGGACCUCCGUCUGAGAUUAUUCUACAUACAGCAGCCGCCGGAGCUGGCGGAUGGUGAAAAUGGACCUGAACGAUUGGUGACCUUGAUACGCGAUCAGGAACAGGCAUUGAAAAUCAUUCUGACCAACGAAGCUCAGCUCGGCCACUCCCGACCUUCAUGUGUGAUUUCAGAUCCUUGGUUACCGGGAGUCAGGGAGGCAGCGAGUGAAUUGAAACUUCCAUCUUGGGUUUUCAUUCCCUUCUCGACAGCUUACACGUCAACUUGCAUUUACCUUACGGAUCUUGCAUCGAAGGGUAUUCUGAAUCUACCGACUUCUCAACUGGACGAAGAGAGCCAGGAAAUGAUAAGCCUUCCAGGUUUACCACUUGUCCGCAUAUGUGACAUAGAUCCAACAUUUUUCAAGGAUUAUGUUCUGUUCGAACAAGCGCGUCGAAAUGGACCGUCCAUGCAGAAAGCUGAAGUUCUUCUUUUAAGCACAUUUGAGGAGCUGGAGCACAGAGCUGUCCGCGAACUCAAGAAACUCCUGCAGUAUCUGGCCAGAAAUAACAACACCCAGAUGCCGCAGAUCUGGACAAUUGGACCAACAUUUUCCUUCGUUGCUAAGAGCGUCAGGCCGAAUGUGAAUGGAUUUAAGGAGGGAGAUGUGCAACCCUGUCUGAGAUUUCUGGACAAGCAACCUCCAUCGUCGGUUGUUUAUGUUGCGUUCGGAAAUGAUUGGAACCAUACUCCGGAACAAGUGCUGGAGAUUGCAUACGGACUCGAAACCAGCCAGCAGCCUUUCUUGUGCGUCUUGCAUUAUCCAAGGAAAACUGAACAAUAUCCAUCAGGUGAUCUAUUUCAGGUCAUACCUCCAGAAUUGAUCAACCGAACCAAGGGUCGUGGGCUAUUUGUGCAAGAUUGGGCUCCUCAGCUGGAAAUUCUUGCUCAUCCUUCCACUGGAGGCUUCAUUACACAUUGUGGCCAAAAUUCAAUCCUGGAGAGCAUUUCCAUGGGCAUUCCUCUUCUGGCCUGGCCUCUUAUUUGUGAUCAAAUGAUCAAUUGCAGAUCUCUUGUAGAUGAAGUCGAGGUUGCACUGGAGAUUUGCAAAGGGGCAGACGGAUCUGUAGACAGACGGGAGGUGGAGCGGAAAGUGAGAGCCCUAUUUCACAGCGAGGAGGGUACAACCGUGAGACAGAAUGCUCAAGUGAUGAGACAACUUGCCAUAGAAAGUGUGGGGAUUAAAGGUUCAACGUAUAAGAAUAUGCAGGCUCUUGUUGCUCUCAUCAAAGGCCUAUCUGAAUAAUACUUCGAGGCAAUGGCUGGAAUCGAAUCGAGUGAUGGUGGUUGAGGACGUUUUCGUCAGACGAACAAUUGCAACAACCUGAUGAUGCAGUGACAGAAGCAAAGUCGGAGGAUUGGCAUGUAAUCUAGCUGCAAAUCAGCUAUUGGUCCACAUUUAAGGAUGUGCUGCAGGAACCCUUCACAAAUAGCUAAUGUUAAUUUAUUUAAAAUCCAUCUAAUUGAAGCUCUAGCAUCAUCGUUGGCAGGAAUUGGUAUGUCUGUCAUAUCUGGGUCACAAUCUGUAUCAACUAAACAAAUUGUCGGAAUUCCUAAAGUAUAAAUGACUUUUCUUUGAAGCCUUAGCCUCAAUCAGUAGAUCCGUGUCGGUGCAAAUCUUGCUUGAACUUGCUUACCUCAACUUACUCAAAAAAGGGAUUUUCUGGAGUUAAAAUGUCUUUCCACUUUCUUCGCCCCCCGUGACAUCUGUGCCCUUCACACCAAUAUGCCGAGAUUUUGUUCCGACUGCAAGAAGGAGCUCAUUGGUGUCUAUAGAAGUGCGGCAUAGGCUAAAGCCAAUACCAGUAUUCACUGUAUACAGCUGACUGAUUGACAUGUAUUUCUUGUACCGAGAUGUACAGAACGAAUAAAGCAGUG
Molecule: messenger RNA, 2289 nt
Organism: Marchantia polymorpha subsp. ruderalis
Lineage: Eukaryota; Viridiplantae; Streptophyta; Marchantiopsida; Marchantiales; Marchantiaceae
Source: the annotation of a GenBank genome assembly